AUGUGGACUGGCGAAUGUGCCAUCACACUGCAGGAUGUCGAGGUGUUAUAUGACAUUCCCGUGGAUGGCCACCCAUUGGUGCAGAGAAAUGUUAAAAAUAUAACUAAAUCAACGUGGCGAGAAUUGAUGUACGACCUUAUUGGUUGGUUGCCCAGAGAAGAAGAAAUUAUAGGUAACAGCUUGUUGGUAAUAACACAAUUAUCUAAUCAUUUAGAAACUUUGAUUUCCAAGAAUAAUAUUAUUGAUGAACACACUGAUGAGGCUGAGGUACAAAAGAGGGUCAGGUUGUACCUGCUUUGGUUGAUUGGUGGCACUAUAUUCCCUGAUAAUACUGUUUCAAAUCUUAGUUUACAGUUUUUGCUUGACAUAAUAGACCUUGAUGCAAUAGGCGGGAAAGCUAGGGGAGCAGCAGCAUUAUCAUACUUGUACAAUUGUCUAUGUCGUGCUUCGAUGGCUAAUAGCCGUGAUGUUUGUGGAUUUAUUGCUUUGUUACAGAUACGUGAAUUUCAAUAUUAUUAA
Messenger RNA from Lycium barbarum (goji berry), 519 nucleotides. RefSeq names its product protein MAIN-LIKE 2-like. The transcript has a single exon. The record is from RefSeq and is a predicted model, not a curated record. The coding region runs from base 1 to 519 and encodes 172 amino acids. NCBI's taxonomy places the organism in Eukaryota, Viridiplantae, Streptophyta, Magnoliopsida, Solanales, Solanaceae.